This is a messenger RNA of Geodia barretti, 345 nucleotides long. The record is from the annotation of a GenBank genome assembly. NCBI's taxonomy places the organism in Eukaryota, Metazoa, Porifera, Demospongiae, Tetractinellida, Geodiidae.
AUGGAACAAAAACUUGCACGCACAUCCAAGCGAAUUAAGCACCUCGAAACAGACCUGAAGAAGGCCAACACCAAUGUAGAUGAAACUCUGAAAGAGCGCAAGUGCCUUGAAAACAUUGUGCAGUGGACAAAAGAUGAUGUGGAGGAGGAAGAUGAAGAAGAAGACGAGAUAGCAUCGCUACACUCCAAGUUACUGGAGAAAGAGGACGAAAUAGCAAAACUGAGAAAACAAAAACGAAUUUACAGAAUUGCAUUUGUCAUCGUAGUCAUAAUUCUUGCCUGUCUUGUUCUGUCCCGUGUUCCCAUCACCUGCUCUCAUCUCUUUGGUGGCCACACUGAGCUCUAG